CAUCUGUCCGUGACGCCCCGCCCGUGUUUCGCUUAUGAACAGCAGACAGCAGGGCGCCUGGGAACAGGUUUGAACACCUCACAGAAACUCUGACAAGACACAGCGCGACUCUUCAAUCGCCUCUCAGACGCUCGUGUGGUUUUCUUCACGCGUUUCGCGAUCCGGGUCCUGUGCGCCGCUGCACUUUCCCAAAAGUUUCCGUGCACUGAUUUGACAGGAUAAAUCGACGAAGGGAGUUGGAGGGGAAGACUAGCGCUGGCUGGCGAGCUGGCUGUGAGGAGACAGACCGCAGGAGGAAAUUAUGGCCGCGCGCGGUGCGUCUGCGCUCUUCCUGCUCGCCUUUGGAAUACUGGAAGCGAGCGCGCAGUACGGCAUGUCGAUACCCGAGCACGGCUUCUGCCAGCCCAUCACAAUCCCUCUGUGCACGGACAUCGCGUACAACGAGACCAUCAUGCCCAACCUCCUCGGCCACACGAACCAGGAGGACGCGGGGCUGGAGGUGCACCAGUUCUACCCGCUCGUUAAAGUGCAGUGCUCGCCGGAUCUCAAGUUCUUCUUGUGCUCCAUGUACGCGCCGGUGUGCACGGUGCUGGAGCAGGCGCUGCCCCCGUGCCGUUCGCUGUGCGAGCGCGCGCGCCAAGGCUGCGAGGCGCUCAUGAAUAAAUUCGGCUUCCAGUGGCCGGAGAGUCUCGCGUGCGAGUCCUUCCCGGUUCACGGCGGAGAGCUGUGCGUGGGGCAGAACACGUCUGAGCGGAGCGCACCGGUCAACCCGACUCCAGAUGUGACCCAAGCGACACCCGAGCAUACCAGGAAGGGGCGUUUUCGAUGCCCAACUUCGCUUAAAGUCCCUCCGUAUCUAAACUACCGCUUUAUGGGCGAGGAAAACUGCGGCGCACCGUGCGAACCCAAGAAACUCAACGGGGUGAUGUACUUCAGCGAGGACGAGCAGAAGUUUGCGCGCAUUUGGAUCGGCAUCUGGUCGGUUUUGUGCUGUGCUUCUACUUUAUUCACCGUCCUGACUUAUUUAGUGGACAUGGAGCGCUUCAGUUACCCGGAAAGACCCAUUAUAUUCCUUUCCGGGUGUUAUACGAUGGUGUCCAUCGCUCACAUCGCCGGAUUUCUGCUGGAGGACAAAGUGGUUUGCAAUGAGCAGUUCGAUAAUGAGUUUAGGACAGUGGUGCAAGGCACCAAAAAGGAAGGUUGCACGAUUCUGUUCAUGAUGUUGUACUUCUUCAGCAUGGCCAGCUCUAUCUGGUGGGUCAUUCUCGCGCUCACUUGGUUCCUCGCUGCUGGGAUGAAAUGGGGUCACGAGGCUAUUGAAGCGAAUUCGCAAUAUUUCCAUUUAGCAGCGUGGGCAGUGCCAGCCAUCAAGACCAUCACCAUCCUCGCCGUGGGUCAAGUGGAUGGAGAUGUGCUCAGUGGCGUCUGCUAUGUGGGCAUCAACAGCGUGGACGCGCUGCGCGGGUUCGUCCUGGCGCCGCUCUUCGUCUAUCUGUUCAUCGGUACUUCGUUCCUCCUGGCGGGCUUCGUGUCUCUGUUCCGUAUCAGGACCAUUAUGAAGCACGACGGCACCAAAACGGAGAAGCUGGAGAAGCUGAUGGUGCGCAUUGGCAUCUUCAGUGUCCUCUACACUGUUCCAGCCACCAUCGUGAUCGCGUGCUACUUCUACGAGCAGGCCUUUCGGGAUCAGUGGGAACAGACGUGGAGCGCGCAAUCGUGCAAGACGUACGCGGUGCCGUGCCCCGUGCACAACCCACAGAUGAACCCGGAUUUCACGGUGUUCAUGAUCAAGUACCUGAUGACCCUGAUCGUGGGCAUCACGUCUGGAUUCUGGAUAUGGUCUGGAAAGACGCUUAACUCGUGGAGGAAGUUCUACACGAGACUGGCGAACAACAAACAAGGAGAAACAACAGUGUGAUUAAACUGCUUUUUUAUUAUUCACUUUUCCCGAUGGAGAAAGGACGCUUUCGCGUUGUACAUAAACAAUGUGACUUUUUUCGUUUUGGAGAUUAUUUAUGCCUUUUCUCUAGGAUUAUUCUGUGUGGGGAUCUGUUUUUUAUGCCUCUAUGUAAAACUGUGUCUUUUUAUCGACAUUAGUAUUUCCACGGGCAAAUAUUCAAAAUUUGUACAUGCAAAUAAUGCAGAAAUAACAAUAAUAAUGUGUGUGAAUUGUGCACCCAGCACUUAAGGCGGCAUAUCAUGGAUAGGAUUGAGCUUUAAAUUAAAGCUUUGGGAGUGAGAUCAGAUGAACUAUAGGACGAGACUAGGAGCUAGAACAACAUGGUUAAUACGUGCUUAACCCAGCCUAAACCGGUUUGCUGGUCUCCUGGCCUGUCCUGGGCUUGGACAUCAACAAUCUCAGGCUGUUUUAAGAUGUCUUUUAAGAUGUAAAGUUAAGUGCCUUUUUCAGUUCAGAGCAGCAUUGGGGUCAGGUCUGCAGUUGUGUUUAACUCAAAGAAAUGUAUACAUGUUUUUCUUCAGUCUGUAAUGAGCUUUGGUGAUGUUUCUGAAGGGUUUGUGUUCUCCCUGGGCUCUUUUGCACAGAAGUACCUCUAAACAUACAGAUAGAACAGGAUGGACAGUGUUUGCAAUGCACUUCUCAAAUAGUGUAAUGUCUGUGUUUUUAUCGUAACAAAUCCAUGAUGUGAAAAUGGGGAUGCAGAUUUAUGUGUAGAUGUAAACCGAUAUAUUUUUGAGAUGAUCAGCAGCGAUAAUCACAUCUGCUUGUCCUGUGUAUCAUUUCCAAAAUCUACCAGCAGGCCUCUUGAUCAAUAAUGCAAUUGGAUUUUCAAAUAAUUUUAUUGAUUUUUAAAAGUGCUGUCAAACAAUUAAUUGUGAUUUAUCACAUCCAAAAUAAGUUUUUGCUUAGAUAAUAUAUAUGUGUGUACUCUGUAUAUUAUGUAUGUAUGUGUACAUAUAUAUAUAUAUAUAUAUAUAUAUAUACACACACACAGUAUACAUUUAGAAAAUAUUUACAUGUAUAUAUUCAUAUAAUUUAUAUUAUAUAUAAG
Molecule: messenger RNA, 3011 nt
Organism: Carassius carassius (crucian carp)
Lineage: Eukaryota; Metazoa; Chordata; Actinopteri; Cypriniformes; Cyprinidae
Product: frizzled-1-like
Exons: 1
Coding region: 302-1918 (538 amino acids)
Biological process (GO): non-canonical Wnt signaling pathway; canonical Wnt signaling pathway
Cellular component (GO): plasma membrane
Molecular function (GO): Wnt receptor activity; Wnt-protein binding
Source: RefSeq, a predicted model, not a curated record